CAUUACAAAGUGCUUUGAGGGAGUUACUUCUAGUUCACGGAUAACUUUUAACGAACACUAUACGUGCAUCUAUUUAGCUGACGAUAAUACGACAUUAUAUUGUUUCAGUGUCUUGAAUACUUAAGAUUAAAACUGUUGUUUUUACUGAAUAUUUAUAUGAACUCAUAAAAGCUCCGAAGCACAAACUUUGGUUCGAAUUUAAGUAAACCGCUUUAGGAUCCGUGAGUUAGUACGUUCUUUGUCAGGGUCAACAAUCGUCGAAACCAGCUCCGGAAUGAGAUUUCUGUUAUUAUUUACAGGACUUUUGGCUCUUUGCAGUGCCUUAAAUUUGACAGGUGUGCCAUUAAGUUUUACCGAAGAGGAUGAAGUGCUUUCAUUGAUAUCAGAUGAAGUCGCCCGCAAAUAUGCCAAAGAGUUUAAAGCUUACCUGAAAAGUGGCGUCGAGUCGGAAGUGUUUCAACAGAUGUCCAAGCAAUUGGCAGCCACACACUCACAGAAAGAAAUUUUCACACGCAAUAUCGCAGAUUUGCGUGCCGCCGAUCAAUUUAUCGUUUGCACGACUUGUCGCGCCACUUUGUCGGUGUUGGGCGAUAUGUUUCGUGAACCCGAGGGUGAGUUAAACGGACCAACAGCGGAUCAGAUAGCGAAGAAAGUAAUGCUUCACAUUUGCAAUCGUCUAAAUUUACAAACUGAAGAAGUUUGUUCAGGACUAUUCGACUUAAAUUGGCCCAUCUUGAAUUAUACCAUUCACAAUACUGUGGCUGAGACCCGCAGCUUAUGUGGCAUAUUACCAAUCAGUUUUUGUCAAGUGAAACAGAACGAAUACAAUUUCACGCUGACGAUCGAUGGGAAUUCUGUUGGCGUUGAUGGCCCUAAAAGCAAUAUACCCGUCAAGAGUGAUGCAGAUUGGAAAAUAUUGCAGUUGACCGAUAUACAUUAUGAUCCUGAGUAUGCACCUGGUUCGUUAGCUGAUUGUCUAGAGCCAAUGUGCUGUCAGCGUAGCUCCGCAUCCGGUACGAUUGAAGUUAGUAAACAGGCUGGUUACUGGGGUGAUUAUCGUGACUGUGAUACACCUUUACAUCUGAUCGAAAAUGCUUUCGAACAUAUUCGGGAGACGCACGAGAAAAUUGAUUAUAUUUAUCAGACCGGCGAUAUUGUGUCGCAUAUAUAUUGGGCCACAACUAAGAAUGGUAAUAAGGAUGUAUUGUCGAAACUCAAUCAAUUGAUUGCAGAAAAGUUCGAUGGUAUACCCGUAUAUCCGAAUGUAGGCAACCACGAAUCGCAUCCCUCUAAUGUAUUUGGCGCUAUCGAUGCUCCGGCCGAAUUCAACGUUAGGUGGCUCUAUGAACAUCUGUGGUCGAUUUGGUAUCGUUGGUUGCCGACUGAUGCCGAACAGACAGUGCUCAAAGGCGGUUAUUAUACCGCUUCACCCAAACAAGGUUUCCGUGUAAUAUCAAUAAACAGCAAUGAAUGUUUUCUCUACAAUUGGUGGGUCUAUCAUAACGGUAGCAUUGCGGUUGAACAACUGCAAUGGUUGCACGAUACUUUGCUCGCUGCCGAGAAGGCUGGUGAAUAUGUUCAUAUAUUGACCCAUAUACCGUCAGGUGAUGCGGACUGUUGGACCGUGUGGGCACGUGAAUUUAAUCGCAUUAUAGAACGUUUCAAUCAAAUAAUUGGCGGCAUCUUUACUGGACAUACUCAUGUGGAUGAGUUGAAUGUGCACUAUACGUCGAAGGGUCAUGCAGUGGGUGUGUCUUGGAAUGGAGGUAGUUUAACGACUUACUCCAACAAGAAUCCAAACUAUGUCGUAUAUCAGGUCGAACCAGAGAGUCUGCAAGUAGUUGAUUAUGAAACAUGGAUUUUCGACUUGGAGAUAGCAAACUCACGAGGCUCGGGCGCCAAACCUGAGUGGUUUAAAGAAUACAGCAUCACUGAAUUUACAAGUGAUCUUAGUCCAGCUGGUUUAGAUGCGCUAUUGGAUCAACUAGCGGAAAACCCAAAACUCUUAGAAACGUUUUGGCAGUACAAGCACACUUCAGCUAAUCCACGUGUAAAUAACGGUUGCGAUAAUAAGUGCUUGUCUAAAACGCUAUGUCGCAUGGCAGUAACUGUCUUUGAUCAGAAAACGCGCUGCAAUCAAUUGAAAGCGAAGUUGGAAAGCAAUCUACCGGCGAUCACCACUGAAAGCCCAACAGCUGGACCAAGUACUGGAACACCAACAACACAAGAUCCAAUUACCACAGAGAAACCUGGGGGCGGUACAGCUUCUUUAAUUUUUGGCGUGCAACUAACAACGAUGACAUUUAUUUUGCUUUUUGCUCGAUUUCUUUAAUAAAGUUCCUAUGCACCAAAUUGAUUACAAUAUUUUCAGGUUAGAUUCAAUAAAUAUUUUAUAACAAGCA
Messenger RNA from Bactrocera oleae (olive fruit fly), 2402 nucleotides. RefSeq names its product sphingomyelin phosphodiesterase 1. Gene Ontology annotation, biological process: sphingomyelin catabolic process; ceramide biosynthetic process. Gene Ontology annotation, cellular component: lysosome. Gene Ontology annotation, molecular function: acid sphingomyelin phosphodiesterase activity. Lineage: Eukaryota; Metazoa; Arthropoda; Insecta; Diptera; Tephritidae. The record is from RefSeq and is a predicted model, not a curated record.